AUGCUCCGUGAGGACAAAGUGAUAUGCCUAGGAGACGUAAAUAUAAAUUUCCUCGACACUGAGGCUGCACCUGCAAAUUAUAUGCUUGAAAUGUUAGAUUCUACAGGUAUAGAGCAAAUAGUAGAAGAAGCUAUUACUAAUACAUCGGCGACAUUAAUAGAUGUUAUUCUUUGCAACGAUCCUUUAAUGAUCGAAUCUAAGUACGUUGGCGGAUUAGAUUUAACAGAUCAUGAACUGAUUUCGUGUAAGGUACUACAAGAUAGACAAAAAAUUGAACCACUCUUUUACACUUAUCGGAGCUUUAGGAGUCUUGAAAUGGAUAAAUUGCAUGCUGAUUUGCAAAAUCUUCCCUUAAUUGACAUAUGUUACUUGUCAAAUAUUGACGAAAAGGUGAACCUGUUCAAUCAUUUAAUUCUAACUUUGUUUGACAAGCACAUUCCUUUGAAAACGUCCAAAAUCACUAAGCCUAAAGCUCCCUGGCUGAAGGAUGAUAUAAGGAAUUUGAUGUGUAGCAGGGAUGCAGCGAGGUCUAAGUAUAGAAAAAAUCCGAACGAUUCAAAUUGGAAUGCAUAUAAAAAACUAAAAAACAAAACCAAUCAUGCUAUUCUACAUGAAAAAAGAAAGUAUUUUGAUAAAAUUGCUCAGAAGAUGAAUCCCACAACAAAAAUAAAUAUUGUAAGCAAUAUUUAUAUUCGUCUCCGCAACACUGGCAUCACUACUCAGACGAACUUAACUUCCAAUGAAGAAACCCAUAAUGAAGCUCUUUAUUGUGUUACAAAAAUAUUAGAAGAUAUGUUUAUAAACGUGGUUGAAAAGGCGGAGCAGUUAACACUGACCAAAGAUGGAAGACCAAGAAAACGAAAAAGGUUUAUUGAAAGUGAUGAGGAAAGAAAAGAAAAAAGGUCAUACGUUAAUGGCAGCAGACUGCUUCCACCAUGCAGUAGAGAAGUCGUUGAAAAAAAAAAGGGAAAAGUAUAUGAUUUUGGUGAUUAUGUGGAUGCUGUGAAGACGUUUUUCAAAGGAAUCAACGUAGUAGUGAUGAACGAGCAGUCAUUUUAUUCCUGGGAAGACCACACAUCCCAGUAUAAGCUGAAUAAAAUAACACCGAGGCCUUAUCUCAAGUCCAUGGUUGAAGUUCAUUUUACCAGGGAAGAAAGAACCAUUUAG
Molecule: messenger RNA, 1167 nt
Organism: Acanthoscelides obtectus
Lineage: Eukaryota; Metazoa; Arthropoda; Insecta; Coleoptera; Chrysomelidae
Source: the annotation of a GenBank genome assembly